This is a messenger RNA of Topomyia yanbarensis, 798 nucleotides long. Its product is annotated as transmembrane protein 222. NCBI's taxonomy places the organism in Eukaryota, Metazoa, Arthropoda, Insecta, Diptera, Culicidae. The record is from RefSeq and is a predicted model, not a curated record. The transcript has a single exon. The coding region runs from base 132 to 671 and encodes 179 amino acids.
UUCCCUCAACACACACGUCAAAUACCGUUCGCUACAAACACUUUUGUUUACAUCAAUUGUCGAAUCCAAUUGGAAGUUUCUUUUUAAAUAUUCGGAAAAUUCCAAACGUAAAUUCUCGAAAUCUUGACACAAUGGACCGUGGCCGACGGCUAUCUUGUGAAAGUUCAAGUGGUCCUAUCGCUCCGAUAAAUUUCGCUACCGAUAAGUUCCCGUUCUGCAUCGUAUGGACUCCGAUUCCGGUGCUGACCUGGUUUUUCCCCUUUAUUGGACACAUGGGUAUCGCUAUGUCCACGGGAGUGAUUCGCGACUUUGCUGGGCCAUAUUUUGUAUCGGAAGACAACAUGGGUUUUGGGCGACCAACACGAUACCUCCAGCUGGAUCCGACGUUCGUCAAUGGAGGCACUGUGGAGUGGGAUGAAUGUGUGUCGAAAGCAUCGGUUGUCUACGGUACGAGAAUGCACAAUCUGUUUUGCGAUAAUUGUCACUCACACGUCGGAAUGGCUCUUUCAUUGAUGAAGUACAAACAGUAUACCAACUGGAAUAUGGUGGUCCUAGCCUUUUGGAUGUUUUUCACCGGAAAACACGUUGGCUUGAUGGGAUUCCUAAAGACUUGGACUCCAUUUGCAGUAGUGCUCAUCACUUGCACACUGGUGGCGAUUUAUUUGAAAUGAAUUUUAAUUAAGUGGCAAAAUUUUCCGGAACGAAACUAUGUAUUAAAUUAAUACCAUGAAUGUACUGUAUUUAUUUUAAAUUUAUGUGAUUAAUCGACAAUUUUAAUAAAUGGUAUCAACAAAUCUA